CAAAUCAAAUUGCCGUUAUCACCUUUCAAAUCUCGAUCCAAAUAAAUUUAUAUCACCGCAAUUUAGCGAUACACGUCAGGUAUACAUAUCUAUAAAACAAUUGUUUGGAGCGUUUCUCACGUUUUAAUCUUUUUUUUUGAACGAUUUCGUUUGUCAGCGAAGUGAAACAAAUUUUUUACGUUAUGUUCUGAUGGUUGCCGGCCGCUUUCGCGUAUUUCAGUGAUCCUGUGACCGUAAAACAUUUCCUUUAUUAAGUACGAAAAUGGGCAGGAACAUAUUCAAAGUCCUUACGAGACGAAAAACCGAUUCAGAUGAAUCUACCAGCGAGAUGGCGCGAUGUUUAAAUCUCGUAGAUCUCGUCGGUCUGGGUGUGGGUUCUACUUUGGGAUUAGGAGUGUACGUUUUGGCUGGAUCGGUGGCGAAGACGGUCGCAGGCCCCGCAGUGUGCUUGUCGUUCUUGGUUGCGGCUGUCGCCUCAGCAGUUGCAGGAUUAUGUUACGCAGAAUUUGCAUCCAGAGUUCCGAAAGCAGGAUCGGCUUAUGUUUAUAGUUACGUAACUGUAGGAGAAUUCGCUGCUUUUGUCAUAGGAUGGAACCUUAUCUUGGAAUACGUGAUAGGUACCGCCAGCGUUGCCAGAGGAUUAAGUAAUUACAUCGAUGCCCUGGCCGGUAACCAUAUUAGACUAGGGUUGCGCGAUUUUGCACCGAUGGACAUAAAUUUCUUGUCUCAAUAUCCAGACUUUUUAGCCUUUGCAUUUGUGAUAUUAAUUACCGCUUUACUGUCAUUUGGCGUAAAGGAGUCGUCACUAUUGAACAAUAUAUUUACUGUGCUUAACUUGUUGACCGUCUGCAUAGUACUGGUAUCAGGAUCGAUUAAAGCUACUACCAAAUAUUGGAACAUACCGUCAAGUAAGGUUCCAAUAGGAUACGGAACAGGCGGCUUCUUCCCUUAUGGCAUAAGCGGUGUGAUGGCGGGGGCAGCGAAAUGCUUUUACGGUUUUGUCGGCUUCGACGCGGUCGCUACGACCGGUGAAGAGGCGAAGAACCCGCAAAGAAACAUACCGCUAGCGAUUAUGAUCUCGUUAUUGAUCAUUUUCGCCGCAUAUUUCGGCGUUUCGACGGUUUUGACCAUGAUGUCGCCGUAUUUCGAUCAGGACUCAGAUGCACCCUUUCCCUAUGUAUUCGACAAGGUAGGAUGGCCAAUAAUCAAGUGGAUAGUAACCAGCGGCGCCGUAUUCGCACUUUGUACGAGUAUGCUGGGCGCCAUGUUUCCGUUGCCACGAGUCAUUUACGCCAUGGCCCAGGAUGGGAUCAUUUUCAAACCUUUGGCUAAAGUUAACGCGGGCACCAAAACCCCCAUAAUCGCCACCACAUUAUCCGGACUUCUUUCAGGAUUUAUGGCACUGAUUUUUGAUUUGGACCAAUUAAUCGACAUGAUGUCAAUCGGCACCCUCAUGGCUUAUACCAUUGUAGCGAUAAGCGUUAUAAUAUUAAGAUACCAAGUGGACGAAGAUAAGCCCCAUUUACAGCAACACGAAUCCUCCAAACAUUCCAACGUCUACAAUGGCUUCAUAGAGAUAUUCAAUCUGAACAACAACAAAGAAGCUAGUACGAGGACAUCAAGAAUAACAAAUUGGAGUAUAAUUAUCUACAGUAUUUUCACGGCGUUAUUGGCCGCUAUCAUCAUAAAUGCGACCGAACCAAUUUUUACGGAACCGUUCUAUUUCGUGGGAUUCGUUGUCAGUUUAGGUGCUUUGUUCAUACUAUUAGCCGUUAUUGCGAGACAACCUGCAGUCGACCCCCAGCUAUCAUUUAAGGUUCCCCUGGUUCCACUCAUUCCCUGUUUAAGUGUGUUUUUCAAUUUAUAUCUCAUGUUAGAAUUGGACUUGCAUACCUGGAUAAGGUUCAUCGCGUGGCUAGUGAUAGGACUGCUCAUCUAUUUCUUCUAUGGAAUACAAAAUAGCGAAGAAGGAAAAAAACUUCGUCAACCGAACAAAUUGCAGAGCUUGGACCCGGAAAAAGCUGCAAUGCGAAAGGAAGACACUAAACUCUAAAAAACGUAUACAUAAUCCUAUGCAUAUAUUUUUUUUUACUACCUAAAUAUCGAUUUCUAUAGUUUCAUUUCACCAAUUUUUUUAUUGCAACCAUAUGCCUCUAGUUUAUUCGAUUAUUGAAAAUAUUGUUUUAAUCUCGCUUUUACUAACCUUACGAUAUUGUCCACUCUUAAGCGUCGCCCUGGUGAUGGAUGUUUUGCCUGUUCACAUCGCCACUCUUUGGUACCUCGUAAUUAUCGUUUUAUCUGAAAAUUUUUGUAUUUAACAAAUUGAACUCCAAACAAUACAACGUCAGUAAUUGCGAUUAUUGUGAAAUAAUAAUUUAACACACUUUUCAAAACAAGAAUUAGGAAAGGAUCGCGGCCGCCAGACUCUCGCUCGCGAGGUAGAUCUCUGUGGAUUUCACAUACCUGGUGUCCCAGUAAGAACGACUAGAUACGGUAUUAUAGGGCUAUACACAUGCAGGCAAGUCCGUGCGCAAGUGCGAAACCAAUUGCGGCCACACACUAUUCAGGUAAACCUCGAGGUUCACCAGUUGGUGGGGCCUGCUGCUGUGCGAAAAAUGAAGUUGGCCUUCGCAGUUGCUCUAAAAAUUAGACACAAUCUGAUUCGCUUCGAGCCGCGCUUGGAACUGAACGCGCCGUGAAUUUUGACACAUACACAUUCGCACUUACUCGCGUGUCUCGACCUGUACAGGCAAGUCUUAACACUUGCCUGCAUGUGUAUAGGCCGCUUUAGGGAAACGGAAGAUCCUAAAAGUUUGGACAACAAAAUAAUAUUUACAAAUGUACUGGAUUCAUUCUACGUCGGUUGUUCAUAAACUGAACUCGCUUUGCAUUCUACUGUAUACCUGCUUAUGUAUAUGUUACGGCUAAUACGAGAAAUUAGUACCAAUGCAGCUGGUUCGUAACUUAUCCCGUUAGAACGCGAAUUAUACAAUUUGGUUAGUUUUCGUUAGUUAGUUUCAUUUGCAUUUUUCGCGAUUUAGCUGGAUAAUUUACGAGUAUAUUAAGCAAGCAAUUUCACAUUCAUCAUAGUCGUGCAUACUCAUAAUAUACAAAAAUUUAAAACCACCAAAUAAUACUCAAACAUUUAUGUACAAACAGCCUAUGUACCAACAAAUUCCAUUUUUUGUAAACAAAAUAACAAAACUGCAAAUAACGUAAAACUGAGGCAAUUUGAAAUCCAAAGAACUUAAUAAAAAAUGUGAAAUAUCACUAACUAGGUAUACUUCCUAAUUAAUGAAUGAAAACAUGCAGAACACAAAUUAUUAUUAGGCUGGAAAGGCACUUAGAAUUACAUAAUAGAUCUUUGCCUUUUUUUUGUUUGACGUUUGACAUUUUUUUGUAAAAAAUUGAGUUUUGCAAUUAGGUUUUUGAUAUCUCUGUUCCCCCCAAACUGACUGCUUUUUGGCAAUUUCUCUUAAUGAUUUUUUUUCACACGUAUUUUUUACCAAUAGUGCCGUUUUCAUUACCUAAGUCAUAAUAUCCAUUGUCAUUAUCAGCGUGUACAACCGUCAUUAAUGCAUUAUUAAAGUCACACGGACCUCUAUCUAAAUCUGGAAUAGACACUCUGACAGGAUCAUUUACGUAGCGAGAUGGGAAUUUUUCAUUUGAUAUAUGCUUGAUCUUUUCUGAUUGUUUUUCAAAACAUUUUUUAGCUACUUGUUUAUUUUCCAAAAUACUGAACUGCUUUAUACAAAUAUCACAAUUCUUACUAUCUAAAGUCUGAUGAAGGCACACACGAUGUCAAAAAACUCGCUUGUAGCAUUUCCAUCUUCCCUUACUUCAACGUUUUCUUCAGCAGUACCAGUAUUAUUCUGCACGUUCUUUCCUUCGUGAACUUCAAUUACUUGUAUAUUUUUAUUUGUCUGGAUCGUUUCGCUAAUAUCUUAAGAGUUUUCCUUCAGUAUAAUUUCAACUUUAUUCUUCUCAUCAAUGUCCAUUUCUUCAACAUGAGCUGUUAUAUUUUUAUUUAGUUCAAUGUUAUUUCAAUGCAAGGUAUUUUGUUUGCUAGUGUCUUUUACUAUAUCCAACAGCUCUUCUUCGGUAAUAAUUCCUUCAAUAGGCUCUUUAGGCAGUUUGGAAUCUUUAAAUCUACACCAAACAUUGCUUUAUAUGGUCAACGCUUUAUCCCGUCAUGAUACGCACGAUUUUUCAUCACCUGAACAAAUUUUAGACCAUUUGACCAGUUAUUUGUAUUAUUAUCUUGCAACCAUGUCCCAAGAUUUUUUUCCAUAUCUUGGUUGCACCUUUCUACGCUUCCCUGUGACUGAUGACUGUGACGCGAUUACAAAACUCACGUCCAUUGGCAGAAUGAAGGAUCAUCAUUGCUGCGUCUACUUCAUCGGCUGUUUUUCCCCUUUACCAUAGAUUCUUGUUUCAUAAGGCAUGACGUGAAUAAACUAGGAUAAAUUGACACAGUUUUUUGGGUAAUAUUUUUGUACGUUUUUUUUUAAGUUCCUGAAUCACUCUAUUACAAACAGCAUGUCCAAUAGCUAAGUGAGUUUCAUGAAUAAUAUUAAAAAAAAAAUCUUCAUUUGCCACAAAAUAUUUAAAGUCUUGUUCGUUUGGUUUUUAUUGGGGUAAUUAAUUUAUCAAUAUGCAGUAUUAGCACUUUUUGUAACUGCAAUUUAAAAAAAAUGAUUAAAACGCGUUGUAAAGUUGUUUACUCUAUCAGUAUUAACAGUCAUGUUGACAGAGGAUGCAGUGCUAAAACAAUAAACAUUCUAUAUGGUCGCUAUUGGAUAAUUCGCGUGUUAUCGCUGGAUAAUACGCGAAAUCAAGCCAGAAUCGGGCUUUAACGUUGGCAUCUGACAAAUGCGCGUUUUAGUCAGAUAAUUCGCGAAUUCACUGCUUUCUCGUAUUAGCCGUAACAUAUAUACUGUUUGAGGAGGCAAAGUUAAAGGAGGUACUUGAACAAUGUCUCUGAAGACUGAUUCCCAUACUGGCGAAAGAUAAAGACCUGAGUCGCGGUUAAGAUUGGUUAUUUAAUGGUUGCUAUAGAUUCUGGGAUUUUUCUUUGGUAGAAGAAUUCAAGAAAGAUUAAUUUUUUAACUGUUCUGGGUAGGUUUUUUACGUAGCAUUCAGCGAAGUAGUCAGUUUUGUUCUGAAAAUUGCAAAUUUUGACAUUUAAACUAAAAUUGCGUUUUUAUAAUGGAACACCCUGUAUACCAUUUAAUAAUUUUAUUAGGCUUAUUAUUAACUUCUCAAAAAUUUGAAAUUUAAUUUCAAUUCUCCAGCAUAUAUUUUUAAAUUGAUCUUCUCUUAUGAAUAGGCCAUGAAAAAUACAGAUAUUCUUUAAAUAUAUUACAUUUACAUUUAUUACAAAAAGUCUUACAAAACAAACUUUCAAACUAGUGUCUGUAGAUAAUAAGUCCUUGCUAUAUCAAAUCCCUUAUAAUUGUCACAUUUUGGGUUAAUAUAAGCUAUAUGGCAGGAGCGAAAGAUGACAGAAAUUAAAAUAAUAAAUAGGAAAUUAUAUUAGGAACACAGACACCGUCCUUUUCAUGACCUACUCAUAAAAUGGCCUAAGAAAAUCAUUAAAAACAUACGUGUUUCGUUUAAAAAAACAAAAGUUUAGUUUAUAUAUCAAAAUUCGGGAGUUUAAGAAGAAAACUGACUACGCCACUGGAUCAUAGGUAAAACAAUCCUAUUCAGACCAGUUUCCACCUUUUCAAUAAGUUAACGCAUAACCGAACGACAAAUGGUGUCUAAAAAUCACCCUGUAUCAGUUCAUUCAUUAUUUAUUGAUAAAGGAAAUACGCCGUAAUGCUAAAUGUGACAUACUGUACAAAGGAAUACAUCAGAGCAUUCAUAAGAUAAUGAUAACAUUUAACAAAAACUAAUACCCUAAAACCGUUUAAAAAAUAAGAAAUAAAAAGGAUAAUUUGUAUUUCCGGCAACUAAUUAUUUAUUCGUAAUAGUUACUAAUUCAUUGGGUUAUGGAAAGCGAGUUGCAAAAUUACUGCUUGUAUUUAGAACGUUCGUGAAUCCAGUGUUGUAAUUUGUAAAAAAAAUUAACAAACUUUUUCUUUUUUUUUUGAAGAAGUAAAUACCUAAAUAAAAAAUGUUUGAUGGUUCAGUUUCUCAAGAAGAGAAGGUUAAACACAAUAUAUGAGAUCUAUUCCGCGAAAGUGAUUAUUCGGUCACCGUAUGGCAUUUACUAAUAAUAUGGUACUUGAAAAUUCUUUUCCUAGUUUUAUUGAAACUGGUAAUCUGUGAUAAUAUGUGUUAAAUAAAAUAUUUUUAUACAA
This is a messenger RNA of Cylas formicarius (sweet potato weevil), 6308 nucleotides long. RefSeq names its product high affinity cationic amino acid transporter 1 (gene slif). Gene Ontology annotation, biological process: transmembrane transport; amino acid transport. The transcript has 12 exons. The coding region runs from base 263 to 2053 and encodes 596 amino acids. NCBI's taxonomy places the organism in Eukaryota, Metazoa, Arthropoda, Insecta, Coleoptera, Brentidae. Gene Ontology annotation, cellular component: plasma membrane. Gene Ontology annotation, molecular function: amino acid transmembrane transporter activity. The record is from RefSeq and is a predicted model, not a curated record.